AUGACAAAAGGUACUCAAGCCUUCGGUAAACGCCACAAUAAAACUCACACCUUGUGCCGUCGUUGUGGAAAAUCUUCAUACCAUAUCCAAAAGCACACAUGUGCUGCAUGUGGAUAUCCAUCAUCCCGUAAACGUACCUACAAUUGGUCAGUUAAGUCUAUUCGCAGACGUACCACAGGAACUGGACGCAUGCGUCAUCUUAAAAAAGUCCACGCCAGAUAUGCUAAUGGAUUCCGUUCUGGAGCACCACAAAAAGCUACCGUAAAGGCUGAAUAA
This is a messenger RNA of Strongyloides ratti, 276 nucleotides long. RefSeq names its product 60S ribosomal protein L37. Gene Ontology annotation, biological process: translation. The transcript has 2 exons. Gene Ontology annotation, molecular function: RNA binding; structural constituent of ribosome. Lineage: Eukaryota; Metazoa; Nematoda; Chromadorea; Rhabditida; Strongyloididae. The record is from RefSeq and is a predicted model, not a curated record. Gene Ontology annotation, cellular component: ribosome; cytosolic large ribosomal subunit. The coding region runs from base 1 to 276 and encodes 91 amino acids.